UACACACAGCAAGAGUUGAUGAAAUGAGAGAAAGUCCAAGGACGUCAGAACAGGAUGAUCAACUAAGAAAUUUUAGAUCAAAAGGAGCCCUGGGUUUUCAGCAUCCAGUGAGACUUUAUUUGCCCAGGUCCAAAUCCCUGAAGUUCCUUAGCAACAUCGGAGAGCAGGUUCUGGCCAGUUUCCCUGUGCAAGCUACAAUUCACUUCUACAACGAUGACAUCGACUCCGAGGAGGAUGAAGAGGAGGUCGUUUCAGCCCAAUAACCAACAGCAGUUAGCCUUGGACAAACACAUGAACAGAAAAAGCAAGGGACAAAAAAGGAUCUGUAAUGCACGUGUGGACAAACAUCUAACUGAAUGAAGAAACGCAUCAAAGAGUGUUGAAAACUGUUUAUUAUAAAGGUCUUGCCAAAAAGAAUGAGUCAGUGCAACUGGAAACAAGGUGGAAAUCCGUUUGCCUUCUUGAGAAACUUUUAAACCUC
Molecule: messenger RNA, 481 nt
Organism: Nothoprocta perdicaria
Lineage: Eukaryota; Metazoa; Chordata; Aves; Tinamiformes; Tinamidae
Gene: RIPPLY3
Product: ripply transcriptional repressor 3
Exons: 3
Coding region: 24-263 (79 amino acids)
Biological process (GO): embryonic pattern specification; negative regulation of transcription by RNA polymerase II
Cellular component (GO): nucleus
Source: RefSeq, a predicted model, not a curated record